Myxocyprinus asiaticus (Chinese sucker) is the source of this 6962-nucleotide messenger RNA. RefSeq names its product importin-7-like. The coding region runs from base 156 to 3272 and encodes 1038 amino acids. The record is from RefSeq and is a predicted model, not a curated record. The transcript has 25 exons. NCBI's taxonomy places the organism in Eukaryota, Metazoa, Chordata, Actinopteri, Cypriniformes, Catostomidae. Gene Ontology annotation, biological process: protein import into nucleus. Gene Ontology annotation, molecular function: small GTPase binding. Gene Ontology annotation, cellular component: cytosol; nuclear envelope.
CAGCGGAGAAGUUGACGCUGAUCAAUCCGUCCCAUCGCGACUCCUCUUCCUUUCACGCCGGUUGCCGAAGAAUCUAGCGUCCAUGUGCGCAGUGCCCAGGACUUCAUAGAUCCGCUGAGCCUUCCGAAUCCGAGCUAGACCGCAACAACCUUGUAAUGGAUCUCAAUGCUUUGAUCGAGGCCCUUCGGGGCACCAUGGACGCAAAUUUGCGUGAGGCCGCAGAGAGACAACUGAACGAGGGCCAUACCCAGUUGAACUUUGUGUCUACACUACUGCGGGUCACCAUGACUGAACAGUUGGAUUUGCCCAUACGGCAGGCAGGUGUGAUCUACUUGAAGAACAUGGUGACGCAGUACUGGAGUGAAGGGGAAAAUGCAAACACUGAAGGGCCCACCAAUAAUAUCCCAGAAGAGGACAGGCAGUUCAUUCGAGACAACAUUGUGGAGGCCAUCAUUCAAUCCCCAGAGCGCAUCAGAGUGCAACUCACAACCUGCAUUCACCAUAUGAUCAAGCACGACUACCCGACUAGAUGGACAGCUAUUGUGGACAAGAUUGGCUUCUAUCUGCAGUCUGACAACAGUGCCUGCUGGCUGGGCAUCCUGCUCUGCCUCUACCAGCUGGUGAAGAAUUACGAGUAUAAGAAGCCUGAGGAACGUCAACCGUUGGUUGCUGCCAUGCAGAUCUUCAUGCCCAUGUUGAAGGACCGUUUCAUACAGCUGCUGCCAGACCCCUCCAGCGACUCGGUCCUGGUGCAGAAACAGAUCUUCAAGAUCCUCUACGCUCUCUUCCAGUACAACCUCCCUCUGGAACUGAUCAAUCGGCAGAUUCUGACAGAGUGGAUGGAGAUUCUGAAGACAGUCGUGGAUAGAGAUGUACCUCCAGAGACCCUACUGGUAGAUGAGGACGAGAGGCCCGAGCUGCCCUGGUGGAAGUGUAAGAAGUGGGCGCUUCACAUCCUCGCUCGGCUCUUUGAGAGGUAUGGCAGCCCUGGCAACACGACCAAAGAGUACACCGAGUUUGCUGAGCUCUUCCUCAAGGGUUAUGCCGUGGCUGCGCAGCAGGUGCUGUUGAAGGUGUUGUAUCAGUAUAAGGAAAAGCAAUAUGUGGCUCCAAGAGUGUUGCAGCAGACACUGAAUUACGUCAACCAGGGAAUCGCACACGCUGUCACCUGGAAGAACCUGAAACCACACAUCCAAGGAAUCAUUCAGGAUGUGGUGUUCCCCCUCAUGUGCUACACAGAUAGUGAUGAAGAACUCUGGCAGGAAGACCCUUACGAGUACAUCCGCAUGAAAUUCGAUGUGUUUGAAGACUUCAUUUCCCCCACCACUGCCGCUCAGACACUUCUCUGCACCGCUUGUAACAAAAGGAAGGAGGUGCUGCAGAAAUCCAUGGGCUUCUGCUAUCAGAUCCUCACAGAACCUGUUUCAGACCCACGGAAAAAAGACGGUGCACUUCAUAUGAUUGGCUCACUGGCUGAAAUUCUCCUGAAGAGAAAGAUCUACAAAGACCAGAUGGAAUUCAUGUUGCAGAAUCAUGUUUUCCCUCUGUUCCGCAGUGAACUGGGUUACAUGAGAGCUAGGGCCUGCUGGGUACUUCAUUACUUCUGUGAGGUCAAGUUCAAGAAUGACCAGAACCUGCAGACGGCCCUGGAGCUCACCCGCCUCUGUCUGAUCAACGACAAUGAGAUGCCUGUCAAAGUGGAGGCUGCCAUCGCCCUGCAGGUCCUCAUUAGCAAUCAGGAGAAAGCCAAAGAUUACAUCACCCCCUAUAUUCGGCCUGUGAUGCAAGCCCUUCUCCACAUUGUGCGUGAGACCGAGAAUGAUGAUCUCACCAACGUCAUCCAGAAAAUGAUCUGUGAAUACAGUGAGGAGGUCACCCCCAUCGCCGUGGAGAUGACCCAGCAUUUGGCCAUGACCUUCAACCAGGUGAUCCAGACAGGGCCUGACGAGGAAGGAGGUGAUGAUAAAGCAGUGACAGCCAUGGGCAUCCUCAACACCAUAGACACACUGCUGAGCGUGGUGGAGGACCAUAAAGAGAUCACCCAGCAGUUAGAGGGCAUUUGUCUACAGGUGAUCGGCACAGUCCUGCAGCAGCACGUUUUGGAGUUCUACGAGGAGAUCCUGUCCCUGGCCCACAGUCUGACCUCUCAGCAGGUGUCUCCUCAGAUGUGGCAGCUGCUUCCUCUGGUCUAUGAGGUCUUCCAACAAGAUGGAUUUGACUAUUUCACAGAUAUGAUGCCACUACUCCAUAACUACAUCACAGUCGACACAGACACGCUCCUGUCUGAUACCAAAUACCUUGAAGUAAUCUACAAUAUGUGCAAAAAGAUUUUAUCAGGCGAUCCAGGUGAGGACCCAGAAUGCCAUGCAGCCAAGUUGUUGGAAGUCAUCAUUCUGCAAUGCAAAGGUCGUGGUAUUGACCAGGUGGUGCCGCUGUUUGUAACGACCGCUCUGGAGCGUUUGACCCGUGAGGUGAAGACGAGUGAGUUGAGGACCAUGUGUCUACAGGUGGCCAUCGCUGCGCUCUAUUACAGCCCACCACUGCUGCUGAACACACUGGAGAACCUGCGCUUCCCCAACAACACUGAGCCCAUCACCAACCACUUCAUCUCACAGUGGCUCAAAGACAUCGAUUGCUUCCUUGGACUCCAUGACAGGAAGAUGUGUGUGUUAGGACUGUGUGCUCUUAUGGAUCUGGAGCAGAGGCCUCAGGCCAUCAAUCAGGUGGCUGGUCAGCUCCUCCCUGCCGCCGUCCUCCUGUUUAACGGCCUGAAGAGAGCUUACGCCUGCAGAGCUGAACAUGAGAAUGAUGAGGAUGAGGAUGUAGAGGGUGGAGAGGAGGAAGAGGAGAAUGCCGAGUUGGCCAGUGAUGAAGAUGACAUUGAUGAAGAAGGCCAGGAAUAUCUUGAAAUGCUGGCUAAGCAAGCAGGAGAGGACGGUGAUGAAGACUGGGAGGAAGAUGAUGCCGAGGAGACUGCUCUCGAGGGCUACACGACCUCUGUGGACGAAGAGGACAACAAUGUUGAUGAAUACCAGAUCUUCAAAGCCAUAUUACAAAAUAUCCAGGCCCGUGACCCAGCAUGGUAUCAGGUUCUCACACAGUGUCUCGAUGAGGAACAAAGAAAACAUCUUCAGGAUAUUGCAACACUUGCAGAUCAGCGGCGAGCAGCUCAUGAAUCAAAGAUGAUUGAAAAGCACGGAGGAUACAAGUUCACAGUUCCCGUGGUGCCAUCCAAUUUUAACUUUGGUGGCAGCGCACCUGGAAUGAAUUGAGUCCUCCUGUUCCCUUUCCCCUUACUAACUGUGACUGAAUGUAGUGAAAUGAAAACACUUGUUUGUGUUGCUCCCUGAAGUAGUGGUUCCACAACUGGUUCUUCUCUCUCACUCUUCAAACUGACUAUUGAAUUGAACAGCACCAGAAGACGUGGGAGGCAACCAAACGCAACCAAUGUCUGGGAAAACAAACCGAGAACUUGAACGCUAAGCAAGUGGGGGAAAAAAUAAAGCUCUGAACAACUGUUGCCUAAUGGGAUCCAAAAAAAAAAGAGGGAUACCAUAAUGGCAGCUCUCGCUCAUACAUACAACGGGGGCUAAAGAUUUGAAAUAAUGAGACAUAAUGUCAAAUCAUUGUCACUGUACGGGCCAAAGGGCCUUUUCAAGAUUAUACCUCUGGCAGUAGUGUGUCAACGUUUUUCGUCAUCACAAACAAAAAUCUCAUAUUAUUGUACAUACUAGCCAAGGCAAUCGAUUUUUAAGUUGCCUGGUCGAAACAACCAGAGGCAUUUGUAAGGUAAGGUGUCAACAUGCGUAUUCAAAUGUAGCAUAUUGGAUACUUGUCAUAGCACUAUGUGAUGCCUGAUCUCUGUAUAUUAAUGACUAGCACUUUCAUAUUGUUCAGGUCUCUUAGCCUUCUGUAUCAGACUGCAAAUUUUUUAAACUCAGUUGAAGACUAUUUAAAAAUCGGAACUAUGUUACCUGAAUGGUGACUUCUCCUAUAAUGGUUGGUGUUCAGAGGGCUUCAAUAACAGUGUGUGGCAAUCAUUUGCUGCUUGUAAUGAUAACAUUUUAGGCUCCAAACUAAAAUGCACUUGGUGUUCAAUCUGGAUAAAGACAUUUGUUACAAGCACUGAAAGUCAUUUGAUUAAUUAAUUGGAGCAUGAAUAGUGGAAGUCUCAAGCGUUUGGUUGAUGUAUGGAUGAACCAUCAAUAUACACAACAUUAAAAGAAAAUAUUAAAUCAGAUUAUUUUUGUGAUCAUAUCGCCUUGCCCAAAAUAUUCUCAAAACAUUGGCUUUUUUUGGCCAGACUAUUGUAAUUGUUUCUUUAAUACAAUGUAGGCCCUUUUUGGGGGAAAACAUGCAGCAAUUAUGGGGCCAUCAUGCCAAUACCAUGGACAUUGUUAGGUUGAGUUAAAUUAUUGGGUCAUAUAUCAUUUUACAGUCCCUAAAGACAUGAUCUCAAGGUCAGGUUCUGAGUUUUGUCUCAGCACACUGUUUUGUUUCGUCAAGGGUUACCAAGAUACAGUCACAUCUUUUAAUAUAAAUGUCCACGCUUAUCUAAGUUUAGGAAACAAAACACGUUUCAAAGUCAUCGUUUUCCAAAGUAUACAGUAAAAAGGAGCAUUUUUGGUCAAGGAAAAUGGCAUUCUAGUGUGGAUGAGAGAUAAACAUAGCAAAACUAAUGCAUUUUUAUUUUGGUCAAGGAAAAUGGCAUUCUAGUGUGGAUGAGAGAUAAACAUAGCAAAACUAAUGCAUUUUUAAAUGAAAAUUACGGAAAGGUGAAUACAUUGAAGAUUUGAUAAUCAUAAUAUUCUACAAGCUUCCCAGGAAUAAAUGUAAAGAGAAAUUAUGACUUGUCAAGAGUACAUUUCUGAAAUUUCUAGGCAAAGUGUGACUACUUUGAAGAUGCUAAAAUAUAACUCGGUUUUGAUUUAUUUUGGAUUUUUAGUCACAACAAUUCCCAUAGUUCCAUUUAUGUUAUUCCAUAGUUUUGAUGACUUUACUAUUAUUCUAAAAUGUUUUUUUUUUAUUAUUUUUUAUAAAGAAUAAGUGUUUCAAAACUUUUGACCGGUAGUGUAUAUAUUUUAUAUAUUUUUUAUCAUUUACUCACCCUCAUGCCAUCCCAGAUAUGUAUGACUUCUGCUGAACACAAAAUAUUAUUUUAAAAACCUUUUUGUGUUUUGCAGAAGAAAGUCAUACACAUCUGGGAUGGCAUGAGGUUGAGUAAAUGAUGAGAGAAUUUUCAUUUUUGGGUGAACUAUCCCUUUAAUUUGAACUUCAUAGUGAUUUUGGCCAGUUUUAUGAUGAUUUGAAAUGCAUGAUGGCAAAGACCAUUUCAAUUCAAGUUUCAGCCCAAUAUGCUAAAACAUUGCCAAGAUAUUGCCUUACUUUCUGUCUGGCAUUCUCACUGUCACAUUUGUUGAUUACAAGCAUAUGAUUUGGUUCCAAUAGUCACUAUAUACAUUUUCAUAUAUAUAAAAAAAUAAAUAAAACAAAAUUCAAGUUGGCAGGUAAUCAAUGUGGGCAGAAACCAAUAUCAUCAGGUGCACUUAACUAGAACAGAGACCGUUUAGCUGAGACAGCCCACUUGAGACCACAAAUGAAUGGGAGAGAUUGGAAAGGGAGAAGGAAGUCUUGCCUUACAGCCAAAAGAGACAAUCACCAUUUUUAAUGAUACAUCGCCUGUUCAUUAACUCGAGAAUGCACAUUAACUUGACCAGCCUGAAAAAUAGCAUUUUUUUAUUAGCAUGAUUUGAGCUAAAUUUAUAAUACCAUUGUUGUCAGAUUUGACUGCUAAUUUGAAGUGUUAUUUGAUCGUAAUCUUGACCAACCAUUUUAGAGAUUUCUGUAUUUCCCCAUUCAAGUAACACGGAACUUUACUUGUAUGCCACUUGUAUACAUCGCCCGGGCCAGGAGUGUUCCAAGGAUGGCCACAACCUGGACGACUUGCCUUGAAAGGGACUUUGACUAGAAUUACAUUUUUGGGCCACAAAGUUAAAACGUAUGCAGAAAUGUCAUAUUUUGAACUGGUGUUUACAUUAGAGGGUUCUAGAGACUGACCCCAAAAUGGUCAUCAGCAUUGUUGAGACCCUUCCCAAUCAAUGUUCCAAUUUUUGCAACUUUUAACCAUACUAUUCUUUGGGCUCCAAUAAACUCCUUGCAAGAAAAUGCAGAAUAAGAUGACACAGUAGCUGUUUAAGCACUUGGUGCUUGGCUCCAUAAUAAAAAACAUAAGUCUGGUUGUGCUCCAAACUAGAAAGUCUAUAAUUUGUAAGACUAAAUGUCUCUUUUAACAUACUAUGCAUCUAUACUGGACUUGACACUUUAUCCCUUUUGUAGGUAUGUGUAUAGGUUUAUUGUCCUCUGGGUAUUUCAAGGUUAAGACCUGAAAAAAAAAUCAAAGACCAGUGUAAAUAGAGAUCAUUGAGGUUGUUGACAGCUAAUUCAUAGGGUUGUAAUUUUAUGAAGAUGCAGUGUAGAAGAGGGAAGAGACCUUUUGAAUGCAUAGGAGCAACGUUGUUAAAGCCGAAGAGAUUGAUAUAAUCUACAAAGCCCAUCCCUUCAUGUAAUGAAACUAGUACACAGUGUUGUUAUUAGUUGAAACUAAUGGGUUCCUCAGCAGAUCGUUUCACUGUGUAUGACAAUGUUCUAUCUAGAAUCACCCCGACAACAAACAAUUCAUGGUUUUAAUUGGUAUUCAAUCAGAUAUGCCUGUUGCGUUAUCAGUCACUGGUGGGUUGAUGUAAUGAAACUUUCAGACGAGAGUUUCAUAUUUCAUGCUUAAUAUUUUUAACUACAGUAUAGCGCAGGAUUGACCAUCACUCAAAGAAACCUAAUGGAAAACAUUCUGUAUGGAAAAAAGUGCCUAUAUGACUAUAUUGUAAUUUACAAGAACAGAUGAGAGUAUACAAUAAUACCUUUUAAAGACUAAGAAGCAUUACACAAUAAAGCUUGCAUUGACUAUG